Molecule: messenger RNA, 873 nt
Organism: Brassica napus (rape)
Lineage: Eukaryota; Viridiplantae; Streptophyta; Magnoliopsida; Brassicales; Brassicaceae
Product: glutathione S-transferase T3-like
Exons: 3
Coding region: 1-873 (290 amino acids)
Source: RefSeq, a predicted model, not a curated record
AUGAAGUGGGUGCCGAGUCCCAAAAACAAUAUUCAGAUUCUGCAGGCCGAUGCAAAAGGGCUGAGUGACCAGGUUGAUCGACUAACUGGGGAGGUUUACAACCUGACGGUGCAAAAGUUUAUGUGCUGGAGAAGCUCUGCUUCGAAGCAAGCUUCGCAGAGCAGUCCUCCAAUAGACGUAGACUCUGCUAAGGCACCUGUUAGCUCUCCCGGGUUAGUUAAACCAGGGGAAAGGAGAAAGUGGUCCACAAAAGAAGACCUGGUGUUGAUUAGUGCUUGGUUGAACACCAGCAAAGAUCCGAUAAUUAGUAAUGAGCAGAAGUUAGGCGCUUUUUGGAAGAGAAUAGAGGCGUACUUCAAUGCUAGUCCUAAGCUCAUUGGCUCCCUUCCUAGAGCGUGGGGUCAAUGUAAGCAGAGGUGGGGGAGGGUGAAUGCGGAGGUUUGUAGGUUUGUGGGUUCCCAUGAGGCUGCUCUGAAGCAGAAAGCUAGUGGGCAAAGUGAAAAUGAUGUCAUGAAGGCGGCUCAUGACAUCUAUUUCAAUGAUUAUAAUGUCAAGUUUACGCUUGAACAUUGCUGGAGGGAACUUCGGUUUGAUCAGAAGUGGAAGUCACACUCUCAGCCGAAGGAGAAAAAGAAGGAAUCUGGUGCGGAGCCGGUGGCUGAGGAGGCAGAGGUUAGGUCUCCAGGUAUUAAGGCUUGCAAAGCUGCGAAACGCAAGAAGCCAAACGACGUAGCUUAUGAUCAAAUACAUAGCAUCCUAGCUGAUAAAAACACCAUUUCCAGACAAAAGAUCCUUGAUCGUCUGCUAGCAAAGGACACACUUUCCCCUAGUGAAGAAGCUCUCAAGGAGAAACUCAUCUCUGAAAUGCUUUGA